GUCAGCGCACUGGCGCUCGUAGCUGGUUUGAUGAUUUUCAUGAUCACUUGCGGUCAACCAUCAACAUCGAGGCCUUUACAGAAGCUCCAGCACUGUUUUGCAUACCAGUUGCCAAAGAUGGCGGGGGUACUGCAGCUGGCGGGGGAGGCCUCAGUCAUGUAGAUGAUGUCUUUGCCGCAGGCGGUGUCUUGGCCAUGUCAGCACUGCGCAGUUCGGUGAAGGGUAAGUACAAAUGUACCAUUCAAGAGCUUCGCCAGGUUGGGGAGGAAAUCUCCUUUCUAAAGCGUCGCCAUGCAUGGGUCAGUGCUGGCAUAGAUGGCCGGGGUUGGAUUCUAGGCAUCUUUUCAAAUCCAAAACACAUCCAGUACCUUGCUGAGCUGCUUGGUGUGACUAAGCAGGCCAAGAAGAAUACUCCCCUUCCUACCGGUGCAUUGCCCCUCUUUGUGCAAGAAGAUCUGAUCAGUGAUGAUCAAGCAGCGCUGUACCGCAAAUGUGUUGGGAUUCUUCUUUACAUUUCACCAGAUGUGCCAAGUGCCCAGUAUGCAAUCAAAACACUUGCAUCAUUCUGUGGCAAGUCCAAUGUCGGGGCUUGGAAAUGCCUGCGCCACCUUGCCAAUUAUCUGUUCAACAGUGCUGAGUAUGUCUUGUGCCUUGAGACAGCAGGAAAGGGCCGUGGGCAUGUGACCAGGAUUGCCUACUUGAGUCACUUGAUCAAUGUGCGGGAUGCAGCCUCCGGUUUCAGACGUGUGGGUGAGGAUGAGUUCUAUGCCAUCCAAGAACGUGAGGAAGCCAAGAAGUUCAUCAGGUCAGUGAAGAAGCUGAAUCAUGGUGGUCACGCAAAUCAUGGCUUACGUGUGUUGUCCUUGCUACUCCAGAUAGUGGCUACGGAAUCAGUUGAGCACAGUUUGAGCUCCGAUGAUCAUGGUGAUCAUAAUGGGUCAGGCGAUGCGCGUGCCUUUGACUUUAAUCCUGACCGUGCCGAGUCAGCAUGGAGCCACCUCCUUGCCAUGAUGAUUGAAGCAGCCGCUGAUCCCGAUGCUCAUGAUGCUAUGCCGCCUCUUGAGCCUUUGGAUGAGGAUGAUGCUACCAGCAAUCCGUUUGAGCAGCAUUCACCGCGCACCCGUGCCAUGAUCCUUGAUGAAACUCCACCUGCAACUCCCAGUGUUGCAAGUGUACAGCCUGAGUUUGAGCCGGAUGAGUCAGAUGCUGAUGAUGCAGAGUCAUACAAUGGCCAUACCAAUGAUGCGCAAGCACAGGAAAUCAUUGGAGUUCAGCAAGCCGUUAUUAUGCAGCCACCAAAUCAGCCGAUUGUUCAUGCAGCUUUGAACUUUGCGGACUUGGUGAUCCGACAUGAUGCCGAUGUGUGGUAUGGACCAGUGUCAGGUGUACGGUACCACUGGAGACGUACGUGCCCGGGUUUGCGCAAUGCAGCGUACAUUGGGCAGAUGACGUACACUCAGAUGAUCGCUGAACG
Molecule: messenger RNA, 1474 nt
Organism: Symbiodinium pilosum
Lineage: Eukaryota; Dinophyceae; Suessiales; Symbiodiniaceae
Source: the annotation of a GenBank genome assembly